Molecule: messenger RNA, 6457 nt
Organism: Podarcis muralis (Common wall lizard)
Lineage: Eukaryota; Metazoa; Chordata; Lepidosauria; Squamata; Lacertidae
Gene: PRR18
Product: proline rich 18
Source: RefSeq, a predicted model, not a curated record
UACUUCCUGUUUACUACUUCUUCUUCUUUGGUGAUCACUCGUAGCUGGGUAAGAUUGUCUUCCAUUAACAUGGUCUUAACAGUGAGUACACUGUAGUUUGCAGGGGACUGAAUGUGUAACAGGUUAUGGAAGUGGAGAACACAGUUGGUAGAUGAAGGAUAUAGACAGAUGCAGGGUAUAUAAACUGGUGCAAAUGUGUAUCGUGUGCUGCUGAAAGUCAGGAAACGUAAGUCUUAUGUAGGAUUUAUUUGAAUAAAAUAUUAAAGAUGGAUUGUGGUGUAUCUUAGUAAUGCUAAAUAAAGUGACAAUUUCCAGCAUUAACAUGCAACAUUAAAAACUAAGAGCUAAUAAAAGCUUUAGAAUUCAAGAAAAACACCAUCUUUGAUGUUUAGACACCAUGUAAUUUUGGCAUCGUGCAAAUUGCCAUGGGGAAGAAAGGGUUCUACACCCAAUUUUGCUAGGUUGGCUAUUUAUACAAGCCUUGUAUGGUGGGGUGAAAAGUUAAAUAGCAUUCAUGUUUUUACUUGCUAAAUUAAAAAACCUCUCCCAAGUAGAGGAGGGGAUAGAUAAAACUUAUAGUUCAGUGUAAGGCGGCUUUAAAAAUGGAUGUCUUAUAGAUGUGUGGAAUGAUGAAGGGUGUGAGUACAUAGUGUAUGUUUUGUUCAGCUUCUUUGCAUAUCAUGUUAGUGUAUUGGGGGCCCUGUGUGGGUGUGCUACUGGUUUGCUAAUUCCAUGUAUAAAUUACAAGCCAAAGGUUAUAAGCCAAGCUUUAUGUUGACAAAGAUGGGGAGUUAAGCUGUUGCUGCUUUCUCCCCAAAGUCUACUGAACCUUAAAACUGCAACUAUGGAGACUUACUGUACCUGCAAUCCCUUUUGGAUCUGAAUCUUCAAGCUGAUCUUAUGCCUAUAGCAUCCCACCUGCUCAUUAGACACCUUUGUUAUUUUUUCUUCCCCAACUGCGCUUUUGGGAGCAAGUACAUUGGUGAUAGGCUCCGUGCAGAACAUCCGCGAACAAGAAGCUGCUCUUGUGUCAACUCAACCUUCUCCAACAGGACUAUAUAGCCUGGCAACAUUCAUCCUGCGCGCAAUAGACCAGACGGGGCAUAACGGGGAGAGACCAUAUAUACGUGUGUGUGCGUUUUAAAAGAGCCAAACCCCAGGCGCGCUAAGCCGUGUUCUUGGAGGUGCAAGACGGGUCUCGGCUGCCUAAUGCCGCCUCCCGGUCGGCGCUCGCGGGACUUUCUCUCUCCGCCUGAUAGGGGGCGGCUGCCCGCCCGUCCGCCCGCAGCCACGGCGCCCGGCUCGCUGGCCGGCCUCCGCCGAAGCCCUCGCCUCUUCUCCCCCCGCCCGGCCCUCUCGGCUCCUCCUCUCGCCUCCAACCAGCCGCGACCGCCGCGUGUCUCAUUCAUCCGCAGUGCCAGAGAGCGACGUUCGCCGCGCGGCCGGGCUCGUUCGCGGAAGCUGCCUGGAAGCCCCGGCUGAGGGCGAGAGGCUGGCCGCCGCCGCCGCCGCCUCUGAGGCGAAGAUGUCGAGCUGAACUACAACACACAGAAGGAGGAGGAGGAGGGAAGGGGCUCCCGCCGGCGGCCGCGCCAUGUCCCUGCCUCCUAUCGCGCCACCACCUGCUGCCGCCCCCCGACUCCAGCUCCGGAAUGCGCAGCAGCCGAGCCCGGGCGCUCUCAAAAAGGCGCCCCCCCUCGCGCCAGCCAAGCCCCCUCGGAAAGGUCGCGGCGGCGGGGUCCCCGCGGAGCGCCCCGGCGGCGGCGGCGGCGCCUUCUCGAGCUCUUGGCCCAGCGCUUCUCUCCCGAGGCAGCUGCCGCGCAACAGAGGCGCCCCGCCCGCCAGGAACCCGCCCGCCCCGGCCGCGGGGGCGCCUCCGUCUCCGGCGUCGCGAGGCCGCUCGGUCGUGGGGCCGCCGGGCCCGGGCGCGCGCUCCUGCGAGAGCCUUUGCGCGGCGGCGCAAGCGGGUCGCGGGGAGGCCGCGCUGCGCUUCUCGCUCAGCCUGCCUCCCGAGGCGAUCCGGGUGCUCCAGCGCCGGAGCCUAGAGAAGCAGCAGCAGCAACAGCAGCGGCGGCCACGCGGGAGGACGCCCCGCUCCGCCUCCCCGGACGCCGCGAAGCGCCCCCUGGCUGGGUGCUCGGCCGGCGGCGGGGACUUGCGCGCGCUGCUGCAGGUGUCGCUGCUCAACGAGCGCCACCGCUACGACGACGUGGAGUACGAGGAGGAGGCCGACGGCGAAGGGGCGGCCGGCGUCCCCGGAGCGCGCGCGGCCGACGAAGGGCUGGUGCGCAAGUGCACCGAGUGGCUCCGCGGCGUCGAGAGCGCCGCCGCCCGCGACCGCGCCGACAAGCUGGACACGCUGCCGCACUUGGGCACCCUGUGAGCGGACGGCCAGGGGCUCCCUCUCCCGGGCCCUCGGCCCAGAAGCAGGCAGACCCGAGCCCGCCGUUCUCUUCCUCAGGGUGGUGGCGUAGUUGGUUCUUCGUCGCCAAAGGUCGCCUUCCCGCAUCACCUGUUGUUGACUGUGAACGGAUUUCCUCCUCUAUCGGCAGAAAGCUCUUCCACCGGCCUGGCCUGUGACUAUGUGUGUGUUUUCUGAAAAAUAACAUAACACGUUGCGUUAGGCUGAGCUUCCAAGCUCAACCACGCCUCUGUCUGUUAUAAGAAUUGCUUUCAUCUCGACCCUUUUUCAAUGGAUUACUGCAGCUCAGACGAACAAUUCAUCUCUGUGCACAUAGUGCGUGGAAGGAAAUGUGCUUAAUCGCCCCCUACACCCUUUUGAGCAUGAGAGGUGCCUCCCUCUUGGGCACCCUGCGCUGGGAAUCUGUUCCACAUUUGUUUGGGGCUGUUGUUGCUCAAAAUCUUAAUUGAAAAAGACAGUUUUUCUGAUAAUCUUAUGGAAAACCAAUCCUUUGUGUCAUUUUUGGCUGGGAUAAUAGAGACAAUAGCUUUAAAGUGAUGGGGAACGAAGUUCAGCCUCUCUCUGUAUAGAUUUUACGGUGGCCAAAUGUAAAUGUUGAACUUUUUCAUGAUUGUGUUUAACUUAUUAUGGUAACAUAGCAAUGUGUUUUUAUUUUUGUAGCCUGUGAAAAGAACUGAGUGCACAGAGACAGCUGAAUAUUUUUUGUCACAUUUUAUAAAAGCAUAAUUCGCAGCCUAAGGUCCAGGAGAAGGUAAGGAAUCUUGUUAGUUUCUCCAAUUUUUCUUCCCUGUUCCUGAGACUGCGAAAUUUAGGGAAGAGCUUUUGUUUUACAUGACUAAGUGCAGGUGACUCCAAAGAAAGAGGCUGUGUACAGUACAAAAACUUGGCACAAACUUCAGUACUAACAAACUUUUUUUAAAGUACAUUGUAAAUGAAUAGCACAGUGAUUUUGUAAAUUUGUAAUAUUUCUAUUUAUUUGAAUAAACAGUUAAAAUUGGUGAGGAAGCAUAUUUUGCCUGUUUAUUCUGCUCCUCCACAGUUAUGGGGUGGGACAGGAAAUAAAGGCUAUACUGUUGAACAAUCCUGUUUAUUUUUAAGUGCUAUUAUUUCAAUGGGUGAGAUUUAAGCAUAUAAAGCUCUCUCAGUUGAAAUGGAUAGGGCUGCAAAUUGCUUUGCUUUGAGUGAAAUUUUUAAAAGAAUUGCUGUUCUAUAAAGUAAAUCCAGCAGAUUGGUAAUCUCACACUGGAAUGAUAGCUAGGUCUUUGAGAUCAUUGUGCAUAAAGGACACAGGGAGGCAAGAUAAAAAGCAAAGGCUCUGCAGCAAAAUUGAGUUUUCUGAGGAACUCUGAGAGCUGCAUAUUUAGCACUUCUGUAUUUGUGUUGUGGACCUGUCUUUUAAGAGAACUGAUAGAAACAAACACCUAUUUUGACCCUAAAGGAUAAACAAGCCUUCUUUUCUUGCUAAUCGUUAACAAACUUUCAUAUGGAGCAAAACAAUAGCACAGAGUUAUAAACAAGAUAGUAGUCAACACUAGUCCCAGGCAGAGUACAUACACCCAUUGAAGUUAAUAGGCUUAGGUUUAGUAGGGAGGAAUUCAUAUCUGCUAAGGCAAUUGUUCCAUCAGGGCAAGCAUUUCCCCCUUCUCCCACCAUGUACUUUUCUGGGGGUUCUCCCUAUUUCCCCUUGCAAGGGGCUCAUGGGGAGGAGAGCCCCCUUGUGCAAGCAGAAGUCCCUACAUAGGGCUUCCAUGGAAGGGACUUGUUAGUUGAAUCUUUCCCUUAAUGUCAGUGGAUCUACUGUGAGUAGGGCUUUGUUGAAAUUCAGGUUAAGUUUUACUCAAAGCAGACCCAUUGAAAUUAAUGAACACCGAUCCUAUUGAUUCUACUUGAGUUAGGUCCGUUCAUUUCAAUAGCUCUGCUCUUUGUUGAAUUCUACCCAGAGUCCCUCAGCUGGAGUUGGUGCAUAAUGAUUACCCAAAUAAAGGCAGCAACCAGCGAUCGGGGGGGGGGGCGGGGGGCGGGGGGGGCUGAACAUGUUUUUUUUUCCCCUGACAUGAUUCAGCUUCUAACCUAAAUACAUCUUUGUGGCUUUAGUUUUGUGUGCUGCUUUUAUGCUUAUUUUAAAAUACAAAGAACACAUUCAUUGGAAGGUUUUUAAAUGCAACAGGCAAUGAAUUUCUCCAGAACAUUGAUGCCAGCCGCAAGUGAAAUGCUUUAGACCAGGGGUCAUUUCAUACAUUAUCUGAACAGCAUGGGAGCUGCUUGAAUGUGGCAGAAUCCCACGCUGCUCUCAGCACUUAGAACAGAAACAGCAACUGAUGGGGAUUCUCUCUGCUUCCCCUGCCAGCCUUGUCCAGCCCAUAAUGUUUUUCCUAACAGAUGUUACCAGGGUAGUGUGGGCCUAAGGAGGCAGUAGCUGCCACGUGACUCAGGUGGCACAUGGAACCACUGUCUUAUGAAUCACAUCUAUAGCUUGGAGAGAGAAAGAGAAAAUGAGAAUUAUUUGGCAAUGUCUCCCUGACUGGCAGUUUGGGAUGGAAUGGUGUGGAACACAAUAAUGCGGCUGCAAUAAAGAAAUAUUUUAACUAUGUUGCGCAUUAAGAUAGAACAAAAGAGUGCAUUGCAUGUUCCAAAAGAUUUUUAGACUCCAAGCAUUAAAUAUUAGCAUAAUUGUGAGCCUGUUGAACACAACAUGAUCAAAGCCUUUGGAAAGUUAAGUAGGGUUGCCAUACGUCUGGAAUUUCCCAGACAUAGUCAGAAUACUGCAGUCAGAAGCAGUGUCUGUGCAGAAAUCGCUGAAAUGUCCGGGAAAAUCCAGACAUAUGGCAACCAAUGUCAGAAGCCUAGAUUUUUGUGAAUUUCCUUAAAACUAGCCCCAAAACUUCUUUUUAAGAAAAAAAAGCUCAACAACUCUGGGCAAAGUUGUCGAAUUUUCACUUUUUGAAAUAUGGCAACCCUAGAGUUAUGCUCCUCCAAGUCUCAUCAAAGGUAACUGCUUCAGUAUGGGAUUAUCAACAGCCAGCCAGAAUAAACAGAACUGUUCACAUUUCCUAGCCCCAUAUAUAUGGAGCAUUCGGCCCUCCAGAUGUUGCUGAACUACAACUUCCAGCAAGCAUGAUCGAUGGCCAAGGGUGAUGGGAGUUGUAGUUUACCAACAUCUGGAGAGCCAAAGUUUCCCCACAUCUGCCCUAUAAUGAGGUUUGAAGUCUUAAGGAGAGGGAAGAGACAUCAGAGCUGUGAUUCUGAGAAAUUCUAAUACUGCUUUUUUUCUUCUACCUCAUUUCAUUCUUGCAGUGUGCUAUGAUGUAUAGUAGGUGACCUGUGGCCUUCUAGAUGUCAUCGGACUCCAACUCCCAUCAUCCCUGGCCAUUGGCCAUGCUGAGUGGGGCUUCUUUUAUUAUUUCUUUUGUUUGGUCUGUGACUUCUAGGUCCCAGAGGGUUGUUGUUGUCUUUUUUGUCCUGCCCCACUUUCCCAGAGUUUACUGCUGAAUUGGAAGACAUGCCAAUCCGCAGAAACCCCAAUUGACGCUUGCUUCAAUUUGGUAAUAAACAGAGGGUUUUCCAGGGAAAGUGGCAGGACAAAAGAAAGACUUCACAGACCUGUGCCUAGAAAUCAUGGCCCAAAUGGAAGCACAAAUGAGCCCUGAAUCUCCUGCCCCUUUCCUUCUUUUUAAACUUCUUAAACUUCUUUUUAAAAAAUGGCUUUUCAGACAGCAGCUGCCUGUCAACUUUUAUGUGCAAAUUAGCAUGUACAGUAUUUGUGUCAUGGGCCUAUGUCCCGAGUCCUUUCAAGUACCCAUCAACACCCCUGCUGCGUACAUUUGCACAUCUGGGCUGGCUUUUCUCUGGAUGACUAGCAUCCAAUGGUGAUUUGCAUUUUUAUAUAACCUCUCACCAUGUCCUUCAAUAGUCAGAGUGUCAACAAGUGAUGAGUGUUUGUAUUAAGUAUUGUUGAUCCAUGUAUGUACUGUUAAAAUUAUUUAUAUAUCAGCUUGUGGUUUUUAUAUAUUUGAGCCAUUAAAAAUUGUAUUUUGA